Molecule: messenger RNA, 924 nt
Organism: Naegleria fowleri
Lineage: Eukaryota; Heterolobosea; Eutetramitea; Acrasida; Naegleriidae
Exons: 1
Coding region: 1-924 (307 amino acids)
Source: RefSeq, a predicted model, not a curated record
AUGUCUCAAAUGGAACUCCAAGAUUCGCAUCACCAGCACGAUGGUGAGGGUCAUCAUCCACACUCAUCAGAGAAACUUAAAAAGAGAAUGACUUAUAAACUUCAUCCAACGUACAUGGUGAUUAGAACACAUACAAUUAAUCAAUCGGAUGAUCCCGAUCAACCUCUCAUUCCAAAAUGGAGUGUACCUUUUGAAUAUCGUACUCCAGAUAUGAAAACAGUGCAUCUGGCUUCUCGGAAUUGUUUCUUUGAUAGAAGACAUGCUUUAGACUCUCAGGAAGGACAAUCUGCUUUGGAAAGGCAUAUUCAAGUGGAAGAAGAAAGAAAUCAAACUCUUUUUCAAAAUCCCUAUUUAUUGUUUAGAAUACCAGGAACAGAUCGAACAUUAUUUAUUGCAUGUAUAGUGUUAUUGUUGCUACAAUUCGGAUUGGCUUGUGGAUUGAUGGUUUUCGACUUGGCUGGUCUAAUUUUCCCAGAAGGAUAUGAAUUUAGCAUGUUCGGAAUUUCAAGUAGAAAAUUAUUGUAUUCUGGAAAUGUUGCUUUGAAUGCUUCAGGAUCUACAGCCGCUCGAGUUGUGUAUUUUAUUAUGAAUUUCGCAGUGACGUUUUUGGGAGUUUUGUGUUUGAUAGUUGUCAUGUUGUCUAACAAGAGGCUUCAGCAAUCAAAUUCCAACAACAGCCAUAACAAUGCUGCGAAUGAUACAUCACGCCUAAGAUUUUUGACCAAGUACAGAGAUUGGAUUUUGAGAUUGUUUGCAUUCUAUAUUGUAUCACUGACUGUAUGCAUAUUGGUUACUGCUUUAUUCUUUUUGAGCUCUGGAUUACACUCUUUCGUAGUAUUGGCUGUUCAAUAUGUGGCUUGGAGUUUUAGUCAUAAGGCCAAAGAACGAUCAAUGAUCACCUAUUAUACCACAAGCUCCUUUUAA